Messenger RNA from Cordyceps militaris CM01, 2517 nucleotides. Its product is annotated as vacuolar transporter chaperone 4. Lineage: Eukaryota; Fungi; Ascomycota; Sordariomycetes; Hypocreales; Cordycipitaceae. Gene Ontology annotation, cellular component: vacuolar transporter chaperone complex; fungal-type vacuole membrane. The record is from RefSeq and is a predicted model, not a curated record. Gene Ontology annotation, biological process: microautophagy; polyphosphate metabolic process; vacuolar transport. The transcript has 3 exons. Bases 1 to 2517 code for a protein of 838 amino acids.
AUGGUUCGCUGCCAGAACCUUGACGUUGCCUGCCCGCCUGCUGGUUUCCACACCCACAUCACACACCACCCGCCCAACUCUCUCCAUCUCUCGCGCCCGCCGCCCAGCCAUGCCCGCAUGCUGAUUAUCAAGGACCUCAAAAAGAUCAACACUCGCUGGUCGACCCCUCCCCCCGGCACCUUUCGCGCCCGACCCGGUGUCAUCGUCAUGAAGUUCGGCGAGCAGCUGCGGUCCAGCGUCAUCCGCGAGUACCAAUGGUACUACAUUGACUACAAUGGCCUCAAGUCGGAGCUCAAAACCGCCACGGGCCUUGCCCCGGCCGACGGCGUCGGCCCCAACGAGUGGUGCGAGGACGACGAGACGCGCUUCGUAGGCCGCCUCGAGACGGAGCUCGAAAAGGUCCACACCAAGCAGCAGGUCAAGGCCAUGGAGAUUUCCCGCCGCAUUGCCGUCUCGGAGCGCGAGGUCCGCGACGUCGUCAACCGCCUCCAGGAGCGCGGCCUCAACGAGGAAGGCCCCAGCGAGGAGGAGUUUAUCCUGCUCGAGGAGGACCUGUCCGACAUCAUUGCCGAUGUCCACGACCUCGCCAAGUUUGUGCAGCUCAACUACACUGGCUUCUACAAGAUUAUCAAGAAGCACGAUAAGCAAACCGGCUGGCACCUGCGCCCCGCCUUCGACACCCGACUCAAGGCCAAGCCCUUUUACAAGGAAAACUACGAUGCUUCCGUCAUCAAGCUGUCAAAGCUCUACGAUCUCGUCCGCACCCGAGGCAACCCCGUCAAGGGCGACUCCGCCGCCGGUGGCUCCCAAGCCAGCUUCGUCCGACAAACUACCAAAUACUGGGUGCACCCCGACAACGUCACCGAGCUCAAGCUCAUCAUCCUCAAGCACUUGCCCGUUCUCGUCUUCAACGCCGGCAAGGAGUUUGACCCUCAGGACUCGGCCAUCACCUCCAUCUACUACGACAAUCCCGAUACCUGGGAUCUCUACGAGGGUCGCCUGAAGAAAACAGAAGGCGCCGAGGCCAUCCGUCUCCGCUGGUAUGGCGGCAUGCAGAGCGAGACCAUUUUUGUCGAGCGCAAGACGCAUCGUGAGGAUUGGACCGGCGAAAAGUCGGUCAAGGCGCGCUUCGCCCUCAAGGAGAAGAACGUCAAUUCUUACCUGCGAGGCGAGCUUCUCCCUGGCGCCAUUUUUGAAAAGGCGCGCAAGGAGGGCAAAAAGUCGGAAAAAGCCAUUGCCGAGGACGAGCGUCUUGCGUCUGAGGUGCAGUACUCGGUCCUGAAAAAGGGCUACAAGCCCGUUUGCCGCUCCUUUUACAACCGCACCGCGUUUCAGCUUCCUGCCGAUGCCCGUGUCCGUAUCUCGCUGGAUACCGAGCUGACCAUGGUCCGCGAAGACAACCUGGACGGCCACGCCCGCUCCGGUGACAAUUGGCGGCGCAUGGACAUUGGCAUUGACUAUCCAUUCUCCCAACUGCCUCCCGAUGAUAUUGCCCGAUUCCCCUACGCCGUCCUUGAGGUCAAGUUGCAGACUCAAAUGGGACAGGAGCCGCCCGAGUGGGUUCGUCAGCUCAUCUCCUCGCACCUCGUCGAGGCCGUGCCCAAAUUCUCCAAGUUUAUCCACGGCUGCGCCUGCUUGUUCCCGGACCGCAUCAACCUGCUGCCCUUUUGGAUGCCCCAGAUGGACGUUGAUAUCCGCAAGCCGCAAACGCACGACUUUGGCAUCCACCGAGCCGGACUUUCUGGCACGACGACGACGUCGGAUGACGACGAAGAGGACUUCGACUCGGAUGAGGAUGUGGCCAGACCGUCGACCAGCGCGGGCCGGCCAUUCUCCUCACACCGAUCCAGACGAGGACUGCCCACCGACAUGGAGGAUCAGACGGUGGAUCUGCCCACGGUGAGCGAGGACUUUCCCAUCUACGACUCCGACGAAGAGUACGACGAAAACUACGAGCUAGAGGAGGCUCGAAGAAUCGGUGGAUGGCACUACUACUCUAAGCUGUUCGCCACCAAGGGCCACGCGUUCGGCCAGGCCGUGCUCAGCGGCCUCUGGGCCGUCGUUCCUCGGCCGCGGAGCACGCAAGUGUCGCGUAGCGCGCGCCAGGAGAUGCUUUUCGGCGAUCAGCAGAUUCAGUCCAAGAAGUUCCGAGCGCCCAAGGGCAAGAAGAUUUACGUGCCCGUGCGCGUCGAGCCCAAAGUCUUUUUCGCUGCCGAGCGCACGUUUCUCGGCUGGCUCGAGUAUUCUAUUUAUAUUGGCACCAUUGCCAUGACGCUCCUCAACCUGAAGAGCCACCCGACGCCCAUGUCCUUUUGGGUCUCGGCCGUCUUUACCUUUCUUGCCAUUCUCAGCCUGCUCUACUCGGUCGGCGUGUAUCUCUAUCGCAGCGACGCCAUUCGCAACCGCCGAGCCGCGCGCUACUUUGACAAGUGGGGGCCCAGCGUCCUCUGCGUGGCCCUGAUUUUGGCCGUGGCGCUCAACUUUGGCUUCGAGGGUCGGGAGCGUGCUGUUUGGUGA